Messenger RNA from Anguilla anguilla (European eel), 4174 nucleotides. Its product is annotated as dipeptidyl peptidase 4-like. The transcript has 26 exons. Gene Ontology annotation, molecular function: dipeptidyl-peptidase activity; serine-type endopeptidase activity. The record is from RefSeq and is a predicted model, not a curated record. NCBI's taxonomy places the organism in Eukaryota, Metazoa, Chordata, Actinopteri, Anguilliformes, Anguillidae. Gene Ontology annotation, biological process: proteolysis. Bases 1035 to 3278 code for a protein of 747 amino acids.
AAAUUUGACUGAACAACUUUCACUUGUAGUGGAGUAAUAUUUGACCAGGGGUAUCUAUACUUUGACUCCAUGACUUUGAAGUAAUGGGGUUGUGUACUUUGUCCACCACUGCUAGCUAGCUAGCUAACUACUGCUCUGGAUAAGAGCGUCUGCUAAAUGCCUGUAAUGUAAUGUAAUACUGCAAUGGCGGAGGUGAAGGAGCACAAGCGGACUGAAAUGACAAGCCGAUAGGGCUUGUUCAAACACCGGAGUCAACCUUGGAAUUUCUCAAUUCCUCAAUGGUGAUGGCUGAAGUUCAGCAAGGGGAUGAAAAACGACACAAAGUUGGCCUGCUUUCUGUUGGACCACCUGUAAGCAACAUUACCUGAUGGUAGACACAGGAUCACAGCAAGGCACAGUUGGCCUAUGGCGUUAAUGCGGUGGUGUCCAGUCUUAUCCAAAAAGGGACGAUGUGACAGAAGGUUUAUGUUUUGCCCCAGCAUUAAGACACCUGAUUUUGCUUAUCGAGGUCAUAACUGAAGACCAUGAUUAGUUGAUUAGUUGAAUGAGGUACCGUAGUACUGGUAUCGUUAUUCACCAUACUGGCCCUUUUCAGAUAAGAUUGGACACCCCUGCUGUAAUGUACAGUAUGUAUGCUAAAUGGAGGUGAUCUGUAGAUUGUUAUAGAAACUAUUUCCGCAAACGGUUAGAUUUCUUCACUCAUACAAAGUUAUGUAGCUUAGUGUGCAGAUUUAUGAACAUUUAUUUGGCUACUACAAUACCAAUAUCCAGCGCUUUCUUGCAGUGUGUCCUGAAGUUCAAUGGUUCAGCAAAGAGAGCCAGUUUUAACCCUGAUAUCUUUAUUCUCACGUAAUUUUAUUGUACCCUUUUACAACCAAGUUAAUUUUUAACCACAACAGUAGAACUCCAUGAGCUUCAUUGCCAUUUGGUUUGCUAGAAAAAAGGAGAAAUUGUCAUCCACUCCACGCCAACAAACCAAGGGAUUGUUAUAACUUGCCAUUUUCACCUGAGAAUACCGAGUCCCCAGUACAAUUAUGGGCUAUGGCAAAGUUCUUCUAGGGAUCAUAGGUGCAGCAGGCGUCGUCACGUUAAUUGUGGUACCAACAGUUAUUUUUUUGAACGAACAAGAUGUGGGCGAUCCAAUGAAGACAUACACACUUGACGACUACUUCAACAGCACCAUUCGUUAUAGAUCAUACAAUAUGCGCUGGAUAUCAGACAACGAGUACCUAAAUAGAACCAGAAAUGGAGCAGUAGUGCUUCACCAAGUCGACACAGGAAUCAUCUCAGUAUUUUUGAACAGCGAUACCUUAGAUGAGGUACAAGCAACUGAUUACUUGGUGUCUGCCGAUCGGCAGUAUGUAUGUUUUCAGAUCAAUUACACAAAGCAAUGGAGGCACUCUUUCACUGCUUCUUACUCUAUGUUCCACAGGGAAAAAAAUUUGUUUGUGGAGUCCCAUAUUCCAGAUAUGGUGCAGAACUUAGCAUGGGCUCCAACUGGAAAUAAACUGGCCUUUGUUUGGAAUUUCAAUGUUUAUGUAAAACCAAACGCCACAGCGGAAGCUAUGCAAGUGACUACCAACGGGCUAGAGAAUGCGAUUCUCAAUGGCAUCCCUGACUGGGUGUAUGAGGAGGAGAUGUUCUCAUCGAACAAUGCAAUGUGGUGGUCUCCGAGUGGGAGGUUCCUGGCCUAUGCAGAGUUUGAUGACAGAUUGGUCCCCAACAUUGAAUAUUCUUGGUAUGGAUCUGAUCAGUAUCCCCAAACAGUCAUUAUUCCAUACCCCAAGGCAGGGGCAACAAAUCCCACAGUCAAGCUGUUUGUUGCUGAUACUACCCAAGCCCCACCACAAAUCAUGCAGGUUGCAGUGCCAAGUUCAGUAGGAGCAAGUGACCACUAUUUGAGUUCCGUCACCUGGGUUACAGACGAGCGCAUUGCAGUCCAGUGGCAGACGAGGAAGCAGAACUAUGUCCUUUUACAGAUCUAUGACUUUGAUGGGAGCCACUGGAAUGAGACAGAAAGUCACGUGGAAGAGAGUGAGCGUGGAUGGGUUGGGCGAUUUUCACCAGCUACACCUGUCUUUGCUGAGGACAACAUCAGUUUUUACAAAGUGAUGAGUGACUCAAAUGGCUAUAAGCACAUCCAUCACGUGAAUGCUGGUGUGGCCACCCCCAUCACAUCAGGAACUUGGGAGGUGAUCUCCAUUUCCAAACUGACCAAAGACGCCAUAUACUACAUCAGUAACGAACACCUUCGGCGGCCUGGCCAGAGGAACCUUUACAAGAUUGCAGUUGGCAGCAAACCUUCCACUCCUCAAUGCCUUACUUGUACAGUGGAUGAGGACCGGUGUCAGUACAACUCGGCGUACUUCAGUAAAAAUGGCUCUUUCUACUGCAUGGAGUGCUAUGGACCUGGUCUACCUUUGUUUAUACUUUAUGACAACAGGGGCACUCUAACAGAGAUCCGGGUUAUUGAAGACAACAAAGAUCUGGAACAGAUUCUUUCUGGGAUCCAGAUGCCAACCGUGCAGCGUGACACCAUCAGGAUCGGUGGAUUGGACCUUUGGUACCAAAUGACUCUGCCUCCUCAUUUCGACAAAUCAAAAAAAUAUCCCCUCCUAAUCGAUGUGUACGCAGGACCAUGUAGCCAGAAGGUAAAUGACGUUUUCAGGCUGGACUGGGCCACAUACCUUGCCAGUACAGAGAAUGUUAUUGUGGCCAGCUUUGACGGAAGGGGCAGUGGUUACCAAGGUGACGCUAUAAUGCACGCUAUCUACAAACGGCUGGGAACAUUUGAAGUGGAAGAUCAAAUUUCAGCUGUGAGACAAUUUAUUAAUAUGGGCUUUAUAGACAAAGACAGAAUAGCCAUCUGGGGUUGGUCAUAUGGAGGUUAUGUAACAUCCAUGGCACUGGGUGCUGGGAGUGGAGUUUUCAAGUGUGGAAUGGCAGUUGCCCCAGUAUCUAAAUGGGAAUAUUAUGACUCAAUCUAUACUGAACGUUAUAUGAACCAACCUUCUGAUAAUCCUGCAUAUGAAAAUUCCACAGUAACCGGUAGGGCUGCAAAUUUCAAAUCUGUUCAAUACCUUUUGGUUCAUGGCACAGCAGAUGACAAUGUUCAUUUCCAGCAAGCUGCACAAAUCUCCAAAGCUCUUGUCGAGGCAGAAGUGGACUUUGACGCAAUGUGGUACACUGAUAAGGACCAUGGCCUGGGAGGCUCUGCCCAUCAUCACGUCUACACACACAUGAGCUACUUCCUCCUGAAGUGCUUUGGCAUGAAAUAGACUAACUGCUGCCAUUCCAAAUAAAAAUAAUCUAUACACCAACUGCCCUUUCAAAUACAUAUAUCCUUUAACUACUGCCACUCCAAAUAUGGAUAUCCUAUACUUCUGCCAUUACAGAUACAUAUAUCGUAAACAUUAUAAAAAUAUUGCACUAAAAGUAAAACCUUUCAUAUUUCAGUGUGGCAGUUGGUAAAAAUGUAAGCAUGAUGUAGAGCAAAUUAAUGUGUAACUUCAACUGAUGUAUUCUUUAUUGUUUUUACCUGAAUAUUUAUAAUUGUAUUUCAUUUUUAUAAAUAUCCCCAAUAAAUUGAACCAGGGCAUGCUUAUGCAUACUCAACUACUAAACUAGGUUUACUACCUUUGCCACAUGGCCUACCAAUUGUUUUUCAAAUCCUUAGAUCCUCUCAGAUUACUGCUAUUCAAAAAUAUUGUCUUCAUUCUAAUAGGAAAACUUUUUGUUCUAUACACUUACAAUUGCCUUUAUUGAACUUUGGAGUCUUGGACUGAGAAUUAUGUUGUGAUGUCUUCCUAUGAAUUACACGAAGUGACUACUGCACUGUUUCUGCCACACCAUGCCAGUGCCUGCUUGUGUUAUAAUUGUACGACUGAAAAACAUGCACAGUGACCACUGUUUAAGACGUUUGGGAGAUGGCAUCUUAUUUGCUAAAAUAGAUUUUAACAUGCGGACAUUCUUUUGAAAAAUACUCAUCUUGCUCUGAAAUUAAAAUCCUACUGCAAUGUAAAGACUCUAGUAGCUAAAGUAUGCCAAAUGUGUCCCAUUGGUGAUGUACCAUUGUAACGUUGGUACAGCUGUUUGAGAUGUGGCAUAUAUAAAAAUGUGGAUAAAGACUUCAACUUUAAAAUGUGUCCAUAAUUAAAUAAAAUGUUAAUAUUUA